CGAACCAUCACGAUGCUUCAAGAAUUCAUCAAGCGGGCGACGCCGGCGAGCCUGUACGCGCCGACGGCGACGCUGGGCGCGCUGAAGGAACGAAACGCGAAUCCGGCGUUCGCGGCGGCGUCGAAGAAGGAGUACACGCUGGAUUAUUACCUUCGGGGAGCGCUCUCGGGCGGGAUCUGCUGUGGGUUCACGCACGGGGCGGUGACGCCGGUGGAUGUGGUCAAGACGCGCAUGCAAUUGGAUCCGUCCAAGUACGGCGGUAUGGUGUCUGGCUUCUCCAAGGUGAUUGCCGAGGAAGGCGCCGGGGCUUUGCUCACCGGUCUCGGUCCGACGGCGGUGGGUUAUUUUAUCCAAGGUUGGUUCAAGUUCGGUGGUGUUGAAUACUUCAAGAUCAACGCCGCGCAAAGCAUGACCGAACGGGAGGCGUGGAAUAACCGUAACACCAUCUACCUCGGCUCCGCCGCGGUGGCCGAGUUCAUCGCCGACGUCUUCUUGUGCCCGCUCGAGGCGACGCGCAUCCGUUUGGUGUCCAACCCGACGUACGCGCCGUCCACUCUCAGCGCCAUGGCGAAGAUGGCGAGCGAAGAAGGCAUCAUCAGCGGUUUCUACUCUGGUUUCGGUCCGAUUCUGGCCAAGCAAGUGCCGUACACCAUGGCCAAGUUCGCCGUCCAAGGGCGCGCCGCCGAAGCCAUCUACGAGUCCAUGGGCAAGUCUCCCAAGGAAUGCACGAGCUCUGAAAACGUCUCCGUCUCUCUGUCUUCUGGUGUCGUCGCUGGUGUCGUCGCCGCCAUCAUCUCCCACCCCGCCGAUACCUUGUUGUCUAAGGUGAACAAAGCCGGCGCGGGGGGCACCGGUUCCAUUGUGACGCGUCUCGGCCGCAUCGCCGCGGAGACUGGCGUUGUCAAGCUCUGCACCCAAGGUUUGGCCGCGCGUUGCGUCAUGAUCGGUACUCUCACCGCCGGUCAAUUCGGUAUCUUCGAUUCCGUCAUGGAAGCGCUCGGCGCGAGCAAGUUCCACUUCCACAACCCGGACGCCGACCAUUAAGCAGUCGGCGUCGGUUUCUCGAUUCAUCAUCACUACACCGCGCGCGUCAUUCA
Molecule: messenger RNA, 1097 nt
Organism: Ostreococcus lucimarinus CCE9901
Lineage: Eukaryota; Viridiplantae; Chlorophyta; Mamiellophyceae; Mamiellales; Bathycoccaceae
Product: MC family transporter: phosphate
Exons: 3
Coding region: 13-1044 (343 amino acids)
Biological process (GO): mitochondrial phosphate ion transmembrane transport
Cellular component (GO): mitochondrial inner membrane
Molecular function (GO): phosphate transmembrane transporter activity
Source: RefSeq, a predicted model, not a curated record